This is a messenger RNA of Mastomys coucha (southern multimammate mouse), 3110 nucleotides long. RefSeq names its product long-chain-fatty-acid--CoA ligase ACSBG2-like. Gene Ontology annotation, molecular function: long-chain fatty acid-CoA ligase activity. The transcript has 14 exons. Lineage: Eukaryota; Metazoa; Chordata; Mammalia; Rodentia; Muridae. The record is from RefSeq and is a predicted model, not a curated record. Gene Ontology annotation, cellular component: membrane; endoplasmic reticulum. The coding region runs from base 514 to 2676 and encodes 720 amino acids.
AUAUGGCUAUUUGACAGACCCAAAUCCCUUACUCCAAUGGUUUUUGGUAUAUUCCCAGAAGGGGGCCUUGGGUCACACUGCCAUUGUGGCCCUGGCUCACAGAACACAGUGAUGUCACAACCGUACUUAAACUGUAGAAGGCAAUGUUCUAGAGUACAUCCAGUCUAGGGGCUGCUUGUCCCUCUGUGGCUACAGUGGGAGGUGGUGACAGAGCUGGACGGGAGUCACCACUGCCAUACCAGUUGAUAAAGUGGCAACCUGUGGUGGGGAGAGAGGGCCAAGGACUCCAUCUGCCCCAGCCUCUCUCAGGAAUCGCCUGUGCCGCCAGGCACAGAAGCACCCACUCCUGGCAUCCCCUUAUCCCCUGGUCAGUGAGGUUCCUGCCUUUCCCUGGCCAACUCCACCACCAUCCAUCCAUCCCACCCUUCAAGGAAGCAGACACCCCACUGUGUACACCUGGUCCUCUGCUGCCUGUAACUGUGUGUGUGAACACCUUGGUGCUGGCUCUGUGUCAUGGGGACGACUAACCCUGAGGAACAAGACCUUAGGACCACCAGGCCUCUCCUGAAAACAAAAGCCAUCUUGAGGAGCAAAAUUCACAGCACAAUAUCGAAGAAGGCACGAGCAGAAAACUUGGAAACAAUGACGUCAGGUACCAGGUACUGGACAUCUAACCGGGAAGGCCAGGUGCAGCUGCGUAUGGGCAAGAACCCCUUAGAGAACGAGCCCCCGGUCACAGUUCCUGACUUGAUCAUGAGUGCGGCCACAAAAUAUUCACAUUACCUGGCAAUCGGCUCCAAGUACAAGAAGAGCUGGCAGGUGCUCACCUACAUCGAGUACUACGAGGCCUGCCGGCGUGCUGCCAAGGCCUUCCUCAAGGUGGGCCUGGAGCGCUUCCACGGUGUGGGCAUCAUGGGUAUCAACUCUUCAGAGUGGGUGAUUGCCAGCAUCGGAGCUAUCAUGGCAGGUGGCAUCUCUGUGGGCAUCUUGAGCAGCAACUCUCCCAAGGCCUGCCAAGUCAUCGCUGAGACCUCAGAAAUGGACAUCUUCGUGGUGGAUAAUGACAGACAGCUGCAAAAGGUUAACCAGAUUCAGGGCUACCUGAAGCAUCUCAAGGCCAUCAUACAGUACAGAGAAGAUAUCCAGGAAGUGCAGCCAAAUCUAUACUCGUGGAAAGGGUUCCUGGACCUCGCAGAUGGCAUCUCGGAUGAAAAACUGGACCAAAUCAUCGAUGCACAGAGGCCCAAUCAGUGCUGUGUUCUGGUAUACAACCAGGGCACCUCAGGGGCCCCGAAGGCCAUAAUGCUCAGUCAUGACAAUAUCACAUGGACCACAGCAGCCACUGUUCAGAGCCUUGGGUACAAGUGUCCACCUCAAGGUCAGGAGGUCCUUGUGAGCUACCUGCCACUCUGCUUUCCUGGAAUACAGAUCUUGGACAUUUGGGUUGCAAUCUCCGUGGCUGGGACAGUCUAUUUCCCCUCUCUAGAGUCAGGGAAGUGGAGUGGGCUACCACGAAGCCCUGGCACGCUGUCCUCGGUCGCAUCCUGGUUCCCCGGGCUGAAGCUUCCCGCCUCGUGUUCCUGGUGUGCAUGGGGGUCCCCCAGCGCCCCAUCCCGUCCCAUUCAGGGCUUCCUGAUGGAGCUGCUCCGCGAGGUCCAGCCCACCACGUUCUGCGGCAUUCCGUGGGUGUGGGACCACAUGCUGGACAGUCUGAAGACCAAACACCUGGACUCCACCGCCUUCCGCAGGAGGAUUGACCGCUGGGCCAUGCGCAUGGGCCUCAGCACCAACAAGAGGCGGAUGAUGGGGGAGAUCCACCAGCCGCUGUGCUUCGGCCUGGCCAAGAGAUUGACCUUCGAGCCUGCCAGGAAGUUCCUGGGUCUCAACCAUUGCGAGCAGUUUCUAAAUGUGGGCAUGGGGCUGCCGACUAGCACUCUGGAUUUCUUCCUCAGCAUGAACAUCCCUAUCAUGGAGGUGUACGGCUUGCCGGAGUGCACGGGAGUGCACACAGUGUCCAACCUCCAGGCUUACCGAAUACGGAGCUGUGGGAAGGAGCUUCCCAAAACCCACACAAAGGUGGAAAAGGAGAACCAGAAUGGAGUCGGGAACUUGUGUCUCUGGGGCCGCCACAUAUUCAUGGGGUACCUCAGAGACAAGCAGAACACAGAAAACAAGGUGGACACCCACGGCUGGCUACACACGAACGACCUGGGCUUCUUGGAUUUCGACAAGUUCCUCUAUAUCAUGGGGAAAGCUAAAGAUUUGAUCACACUGAGCUCAGGGGAAAAGGUCAAUCCAUAUCCUAUUGAGGAGCGAGUGAGGACUCGAAUCCCCAUUGUGCACUAUGCCAUGCUGGUGGGCCAGGACUUCCCGUACCUGUGCGCCCUCCUCACACUGAAGUGUCAGAUAAAUCCAGAGACUGGAGAGACUCGUGGUAACCUGACCAGUGAGGCCGUGGCCUGCUGUCGGAAGCUUCGAAGCCAGUCCACUUGGUUGUCAGAUGUCCUAUAUGACCGUGACCCUAUAGUCACACAGUUCAUUAACCAGGGCAUCGAGGAUGUGAAUUCAGAGGCACCCACAGUGGGUGCCAAGAUCAUUAAGUGGGUCAUUCUAGACAACGAUUUCUCUGUGGAUGGCGGGGAGCUUGGUACAUAUCUGUCAGCCAAGCACCCUUGAGUCUGAGGCAGAAGGAUCAUGAGUUCAAAGGCUGUCCAGGUACAGACAGAAGAAGACCCCGUCUCAUAAACAAACCUGGGGAUGGGGAGAUGGCUUAAGUCUGUAAACAUGCUGGCUGCACAAGAUGAAGACCUGAGUUUGAUUCCCAGAACCCAUGUUAAAAAGAAAGCAAACAACCAACACCCCCCCCAAAAAAAAAAAAACAAAAACAAAAGCAUGAGAGGCACACAAGCAGCUGCUUGUAAAGGUUUAUUUUUAUACUUAUGCCUGUCUGCAUGCAUGAAAGUUGAGCUAUGCAGUGCCAACAGUGGCCAGAAGAUGGCAUCAGUGCCCUGGGAGCUGCCGCGUGCUGGGAAUUGAACCCAGGCUGUGUGCGGAAGCACUUGGUGCUCUACCUCCUGAGUCACCUCACCAGGUGUAAUACACUUUUUAAA